Messenger RNA from Aspergillus wentii DTO 134E9, 371 nucleotides. RefSeq lists its product as uncharacterized. The annotation marks the transcript as partial. The transcript is spliced from 2 exons. Lineage: Eukaryota; Fungi; Ascomycota; Eurotiomycetes; Eurotiales; Aspergillaceae. The record is from RefSeq and is a predicted model, not a curated record.
CUUCUCGACUCUCUUUUCUUUUUUUUUUGUUCAUUUCUUUUUUCUCUUUCCUUGUUUGCCCUUUUCUUGUCCUCUCCCUUGUUUUAUAUUUUUCGUGUACGCCUCUUCGGGUGCCUGGUGCCCUCUGCAAAUACCGGUCGACAUAUCGCUCGCCCCAUUCCGCUCCGAUCUGUGACUUAUUAUACACGAUAAUCCUCGCGAGCUAUCUGCAAAUAUCUCGGUCGCUGUUCGAGUACAUAUUUGGUGUUUUUUCUCCGUGGAAUGGCGUCUGCUAUGGCAGCUAACGCGACUACCGUACAUAACGUAAGUCGCAUAUCCGGUGGGACUGUUGGACAGCAUGGUGACAACUCGACACAGGUACGAUCAAACCG